Molecule: messenger RNA, 2343 nt
Organism: Pecten maximus
Lineage: Eukaryota; Metazoa; Mollusca; Bivalvia; Pectinida; Pectinidae
Exons: 1
Coding region: 1-2343 (780 amino acids)
Biological process (GO): DNA integration
Molecular function (GO): nucleic acid binding
Source: RefSeq, a predicted model, not a curated record
AUGGCAGAGUUAUUGUCUGGUUUAGAUGGAGUAGAGGCCAUAAUUGAUGAUACAAUAAUCUAUGGCAAAACUUUAGAGGAACAUGAUCAGCGCUUGAGGAAGGUUAUGGACAGGAUACAGGAGUCCGGUCUGAAAUUGAACAAAGAAAAAUGUGAAUUUUCUAAAUCACGAAUUGAGUACUUUGGUCACGUGAUCAGCGACAAAGGAAUAUCACCUAACCCAAAGCGCAUCGAGGCUAUUUGUGACUUAGAGCCUCCAAAAGACAUAACAGAGCUGCGUCGUAUUAUCGGGAUGAUAAAUUACCUGGGGAGAUUUCUACCAGACCUCUCAACCAUCAUGAAGCCUAUGACAGACUUGCUCAAGUCCGACCAAGUGUGGAAUUGGACAGCUAUGCAGCAAAAAGCUUUUGACGACCUGAAAGAAAAGCUGACUGAUACACCAGUACUGGCUUUCUACGAUGCGACUAAGUCAAUGGUGGUCAGUGCAGAUGCCAGUAGCUAUGGUCUUGGGGCGGCCCUAUUUCAGCAGGAUGGAGUAGAGCUACGACCUGUUGCCUUUUGCUCUCGUACCCUAACGUCUACGGAAACAAAAUAUGCCCAAAUAGAGAAGGAGUGUCUCGCAUCGGUGUGGGCUUGUGAGAAAUUCGAAAGAUAUCUCAUUGGUUUGUCUGGUUUUAAACUUCUCACCGACCAUAAACCACUAGUGCCACUCAUAAAUAAGAUGGACCUGGACAGGACACCACUUCGAUGUCAAAGAUUACUAAUGCGUUUGCGUCGAUUCAACGCGACUGCAGAACAUAUCCCAGGGAAAUUGUUGGUUGCGCCGGACACCCUGUCGCGUAGUCCGAUGACAUCACCAGAGACGCAUGUUCAAAGUGAAGAUGACAUAGAACUGUAUGUCAACUCGGUCCGAUCAUGUCAACCUAUUUCAGAUAGGAAGCUAGCUAGCAUCAGACAAGCAAUAUCGGAUGACAAGUUUGCACAGAAAGCGAUUCAUUUCACAAAGUCUGGAUGGCCAGAGCGUGCAACAUGUCUCGAGGAGGGCAUGGAAGGCUACUUCGCAGCACGUGGUGAACUCACAAUAUUAGAUGGUCUGCUAUUAUAUAGAGAUAGGAUAGUCAUACCGGACUGUCAGAGAGCUCAGGUCCUCGAAACAAUACAUGAGGGACAUCAAGGAAUAACGAAAUCUCGCGAACGCGCUGCAAUAUCUGUAUGGUGGCCAGGGAUCAAUAAGGACAUCAAAGAAAAAAUCGAGAAUUGUCAGUUCUGUCAAACCCAUAAACCAUCGCAAAGGAAAGAGCCGCUGAUAACUAAUCCGUUGCCAGGACGCCCAUGGGAAAAGGUAUCUGCUGACUUGUGCGACUUUGAAAAUAAAACUUACCUGGUAGUGAUGGACUAUUUUUCAAGGUAUUUAGAAAUUGCCUACUUACCAAGCACCUCCAGUGCUAAUGUCAUUGGGAAAUUAAAGAACAUGUUUGCUCACUGGGGCGUGCCAAUGGAAUUUGUGUCUGAUAAUGGACCACAGUUUGCUUCAAAGGAAUUCAGUGAAUUUGCAGCCUCUUAUAACUUCCAACAGACAUUUUCUAGCCCACAUUACCCACAAUCUAAUGGGGAAGCAGAAAGUGCUGUAAAGAUAGCGAAACGAAUCUUGAAGCAGGAUGACAUUUUCAAAGCUUUGAUGGCUUACAGGUCAACACCUGUUGCAUCAACUGGAGUCAGUCCUUGCCAGUUGAUUAUGGGACGACAAAUCAGGACCACACUGCCUGUGGUGGAGAAAAUCCUAAAUCCAAGAUGGCCGAAUUUGGACAAAGUCCGAGAUCAUGACAAAGCAUACAAAGAGCAAUAUGCGUACAGCUACAACCAGCACCAUGCUGUAAAGGAGCUACCUGAACUAAGCCCUGGAGAGGAAGUUCGAAUCAAGCUGGACAAUCAGAAAUCAUGGAGCACAAUGGGUCGCGUGGAACAUGCAAACCCAGAACGGCGGUCAUACAUUGUCGCGACACCAAAUGGACGGUACCGGAGAAAUCGUAGACAUUUACAAAUAGUGAAACGCGACACAAAAGGAUACGCACAUAGUACCGCGAUUGACUAUCCAGCCAUCGACAUUCCUGAUGUUGAAGUUCCAAGUGUUCCUGUUGACACAUCGAGGAAACUCGAUAGUGAUAUCCGCGACAAUGUCGAGACGGUUCCAAACAGUCCUCGUAAUCGUGCAUCUAGUAAUAAGGAGAUUGUGCGGGAAUCUCCAGAUAAGUUCGCUAAACAAACCCUACCUGGACAUCCAGUUACAACUCGCUAUGGACGCGUGGUGAAGAGGAUAAUGCUGGAUGAUUAUUCAUAUGAAUGA